Molecule: messenger RNA, 2625 nt
Organism: Solanum verrucosum
Lineage: Eukaryota; Viridiplantae; Streptophyta; Magnoliopsida; Solanales; Solanaceae
Product: auxin response factor 9-like
Exons: 14
Coding region: 136-2193 (685 amino acids)
Biological process (GO): regulation of DNA-templated transcription; response to hormone
Cellular component (GO): nucleus
Molecular function (GO): protein binding; DNA binding
Source: RefSeq, a predicted model, not a curated record
UUCAUUAUAUAUAGUUCAAGAACAUCUAUUGCCAAAAAAAUUGAUACCCAUGUAGAGAAAUGAAGUUAAUUUAGCCUACAAAAAGUUAAGGAAUUUUUGAGCCAUUGUAGAUUUCUGAUUCAGAAUUCCAUUUUAAUGGAGAAUAAAGGGUAUUUUAUUUCAAACCAGCAGCAUCAGCAACACAAUUUCUCAGCAACUGAAGUUUCAGGUGAAAAUGAAUUGUACCAAGAGUUAUGGAGAUUGUGUGCAGGUCCAUUAGUUGAUGUUCCAAAAAAUGAAGAAAGGGUUUACUAUUUCCCACAAGGUCACAUGGAACAAUUGGAGGCAUCAACAAAUCAGGAGCUGAAUCAGAGAAUACCAUUGUUCAAUCUGCAACCAAAGAUCCUUUGUCGCGUUCUUCACAUUCAACUUCUGGCUGAGCAAGAUACUGAUGAGGUUUAUGCGAAGAUUGCUUUGUUGCCCGAAGCAGAUCAAGUUGAGCCGACUAGUCCUGAUCCGUCCCUGCCCGAGCCUCCGAGGCCCAAAGUUCAUUUCUUCUGCAAGGUUCUAACUGCAUCUGAUACGAGCACUCACGGUGGAUUUUCCAUUCUCAGGAAACAUGCUAACGAAUGCCUACCUCCCCUGGACAUGAACCAAACGACUCCAGCACAGGAAUUGGUCGCCAAGGACCUUCAUGGCUUCGAGUGGCACUUUAAACAUAUAUUUAGAGGCCAACCCCGGAGGCAUUUACUUACCACAGGGUGGAGUACCUUUGUUUCCUCGAAGAGAUUAGUUACGGGGGAUUCUUUUGUAUUCUUGAGGAGGGACAAAGGUGAAGUCCGAAUAGGAAUUAGACGACUUGCUCGCCAACCGAGCUCAAUGCCACAAUCAGUGAUUUCAAAUCAGAGCAUGCACCUAGGAGUGUUAGCUACUGCAUCUCAUGCUGUGACGACCCAGACUAUGUUUGUUGUUUAUUACAAACCGAGAACAAGUCAGUUUAUCGUAGGCCUAAACAAAUAUCUUGAGGCUGUUAAGCAUCGGUAUUCAGUUGGCAUGAGAUUCAAGAUGAAUUUUGAAGGGGAAGAGUUUCCUGAGAAAAGAUUUACAGGUACCAUAGUAGGAGUUGAAGAUAGUUCCUCACAGUGGAAAGAUUCAAAAUGGCGAUCAUUGAAGGUUCAAUGGGAUGAGCCUGCAUCUGUUUCAAGACCUGACAGAGUUUCUCCUUGGGACAUUGAACCAUUUGUGGCGUCAGUCGCUACUCCUCUCGUUCCACCAAUGGGGGUGAAGAAUAAAAGGCAUCGAGCACAUAACGAACCCAAAACUUCAGAACCUGUCCCUGCAGCUGCACUAGCCGCUUGGAUUCCUUCAACGCAAUUUAACCCCGUUAUUGAAGGACAAAGUAGUGAUAAUCCAUUUUCUUUGCAUACUUCACAAACACAUUCAACUACCAACAGUACUUUUAAGGCUCAUGAAGAUGGAAUUUGGUCAGCUUCUAAAGUAAGUGCUUCUUUGAAUAUGCUUUUGGAUGAGACAGAAGGCAGUAAAAGUGCUUCACCUCGGCCUGCUUUUCCGAGCUUUGCGUCCUCACAAUUCGGAAAGCAAAACGAUCUCCUGCUUCCUUGCCUAGACGAUGAGAGAAAACGUGAUACAAUUACAUCCUGUAGAUUGUUUGGUAUUGACUUGAAAUGUCCCUCAUUUGGUUCUGUUAAUGAGAAUCCGCCUCUAGAACCAGCCAACAAUUCUGAUGGCUCUGCUGAAGGGUGCUCUGGAAACACGACUUCUGCUGGUGAUUCAGAAGACAACUCUGGCCUUUCAAGAGAUUCCGAAGAUCAGAAGCAAGAGCAGCUGAAUCUGCCACCAAAGGAGGUUCACAUCAAGCAGAUCUCUUCCACCAGAACUCGCACCAAGGUUCAAAUGCAAGGCGUAGCUGUGGGACGUGCUGUGGAUUUAACAAAACUGAGUGGAUACGAUGAGCUCCUAAAGGAACUCGAAGAGAUGUUCGAUAUCCAGGAAGAGCUCCACGCACGAAAUAAAUGGGAGAUCGUUUUUACUGACGAUGAAGGUGAUAUGAUGCUUAUGGGCGAUUAUCCUUGGCCAGAGUUCUGCAACAUCGCAAAGAGGAUCUUCAUUUGUUCUAGUCAAGACAUGAAAAGUUUCAGUGCAAGAACCAAAUCGCUGUCUUGUUUAGAAAGUGAAACAACUACUUCAACAUGAAAACCGCUCAUAAGCUACAUUACUUACAUCUGUCAGGAGCGAAGACUCCAUUUCGUCCUUGAUCGUGUUUUCCCAAUUGUGACCUUCAUUUCUUAAAAAGUUUCGGCCUUGUUGACUGCCAACAGGUAUCUGCAAUCUUCAAUAAUAACGCUUAGAGGAUGAGACUCCAUGUCGUCUUGUUGAAUAAGCUUGACAACAAGCAAAUAGUUGAAUCUUUUUUCAUCAUUUAGUGGAGUUAGUAUUAGAAGCUUGUGUAUAUGUAAUUUAAUGAUUCUGGUGGAAGUUUGGUUGUUGUAUCUCUGUGGUUGUACUUACUCAAGUGGGGUUGUUGCAACAGGAAAAACUUACUUACAUCUAGUGUUUAUGUAAAAUCAAUAAGUAUAUGAGGCGUAUAUUCUAUAUAUACGCGUUUAUCGCUUAAAUUUGUUUGAU